CAUCGAGUAAUCAGCUAGUACUGAACAAAUUGUUUCAUAAACUGAAGCCAACUCCUGCAGGAAGAUCUUUUUAUUCCCAGUGCAGGUGCAGCUACUAGCUUACCAUAUGAAUUAGUCUUUGAGACUCAAACACGUACAAGUAGUUACCACAAUGCGCAACAGACACAAAAGACCUCUAAACUCAACCCUCAAAUCUCUGACUAAAGCAGGAAAACUAGAUGAGGCCCUUCGAGUAAUUGAAUCCUCACCGUCCAAAUCUGUGGCGUCUGAGCCAGAUCUUGAAGCCUACUCUCUUUUCCUCCACUUCUGUAUCUCUAGGAAAUCCUUAGAAAAUGGCCAAAGGCUCUACUUGCACCUUCUCCUCUCUAGAGAUAAAGGCAAUUAUGAUUUUCUCAAGAACCCCACCAUAAAAACCAAGUUCAUCACGCUUUUCUCAGUUUGCGGCCUAAUUGAUGAGGCCCUUGGCGUGUUCGAGGAUGGACUUGAACAUGACCUUGUACCCGAAUCCGUCUGGGUGGCAAUGGCUAUCAGGUUUUCAAAAAAUGGGUAUUCGAAAGAAGCUUUACUUAUAUAUUGUGGCAUGUCGUCCCGCUUAGUUCAACCGGGUAAUUUUGCAUUUUCGAUGGCCUUGAAGGCUUGUGCAGAUUUAUGUGAACUGCAGGUUGGUAAAGCGGUCCAUGCCCAGAUCAUGAAGUGUAAUGAAGAACCAGAUCAAGUGGUGAAUAAUGCUCUUUUGAGGUUGUAUACUGAGUGUGGGUGUUUUGAUGAAGUACUAAGGGUGUUCAAAGAAAUGCCUCAACAGAACGUUGUUUCUUGGAAUUCUUUGAUUGCGGGUUUUGUUCACCAAAAACAAGUGUUUGAAUCACUGGACACUUUUAGGAGGAUGCAAGGAGAGGGGAUUGGAUUCAGUUGGGUUACUCUUACAACAGUCUUACCAAUUUGUUCCCAACUGACUGCGCUUAAUAGUGGGAAAGAGAUGCAUGCCCAGAUUUUGAAGUCCACUAGAAAACCUGAUGUCCCAGUACUAAACUCACUUGUGGACAUGUAUGCAAAAUGUGGAGCAACAGAUUACUCCAGGAGAGUGUUUGAUGGAAUGCAGAGUAAAGAUUUGACUUCAUGGAAUACCAUGCUGACAGGAUAUGCUGUCAACGGGAGUCUACAAAAGGCAAUGGAGAUUUUUAAUGAGAUGGUUGAGUCUGGCAUUAGACCAGAUGCAGUAACAUUUAUUGCCUUACUGCCGGGUUGUAGUCAUGCAGGGCUUACUGAUGAGGGACGAAGAUUGUUCAAUAAAAUGAAGAAGAAUUUUGGGUUGUCACCAAGUGUAGAGCAUUAUGCUUGUUUGGUAGAUAUGUUGGGUAGAGCUGGGAGAAUCAAGGAGGCACUAGAGGUAGUGAAAUUCAUGCCUAUGAAGCCAAUUGGCAGCAUAAGGGGAUCAUUACUCAAUUCAUGCCAGCUCCAUGGCAAUGUUUCUCUAGGUGAGGCUAUUGCAGAGCAGUUGUUUGAGCUUGAACCUAACAAUCCUGGAAAUUAUGUGCUGCUCUCAAACAUUUAUGAGAAUGCAGGAAUGUGGGAUAAUGUCAAGAUAGUUAGAGACAUGAUGGAAAGAAGGGGAAUGACGAAAGAGGCAGGGUGCAGUGGGGUACAAAUAAAGAAUAGAAUUCACACUUUCGUGGCAGGUGGAGGUUUUGAAUUUCGUAAUUCUGCCGAGUAUAAGAAAGUUUGGAAUCAACUGAUGGAUGCUAUGGAAGAAAUUGGAUAUGUCCCUAAUACUGGUGUUGUACUUCAUGAUGUAAACGAAGAAACAAAAUCAAUUUGGCUCUGUGGGCAUAGUGAACGACUAGCAACUGUAUUUUCACUAAUUCACAGUUCUACCGGAGCGCCAAUUAGAAUUACAAAGAACCUUCGUGUUUGUGUGGAUUGUCACACCUGGAUGAAGAUUGUUUCAAGUGUCACUGGGAGGGUGAUUGUUUUAAGAGAUACAAACCGUUUCCACCAUUUCAGGGGAGGAGCCUGCGCUUGUAAGGACUACUGGUGAACACAUCAUAGUAAGAAAGCAUAAUUAUUUGCAUUUUUUAUA
This is a messenger RNA of Quercus robur (English oak), 2077 nucleotides long. RefSeq names its product pentatricopeptide repeat-containing protein At3g14330-like. NCBI's taxonomy places the organism in Eukaryota, Viridiplantae, Streptophyta, Magnoliopsida, Fagales, Fagaceae. The transcript has a single exon. Gene Ontology annotation, biological process: RNA modification. The coding region runs from base 152 to 2035 and encodes 627 amino acids. The record is from RefSeq and is a predicted model, not a curated record. Gene Ontology annotation, molecular function: zinc ion binding; protein binding; RNA binding.